Macrobrachium nipponense is the source of this 4955-nucleotide messenger RNA. RefSeq lists its product as uncharacterized. The record is from RefSeq and is a predicted model, not a curated record. Lineage: Eukaryota; Metazoa; Arthropoda; Malacostraca; Decapoda; Palaemonidae. The transcript is spliced from 3 exons. Bases 337 to 3087 code for a protein of 916 amino acids.
AGGGACUAGUUGACCCGUACUGUUGUGUACGUAUGGUCUAAAGAAAUACGUGGCACAAAUUUCCGUUACACGCACCUGUAUUAAACGUGUAGAACACAUUCAGAGAUGACUCAUGUCAUUGUAUCUCACAAGUUAUAUAAAGGCACUGGGAGAAGACACUACUUUCAUCGUAAGGAACCUAAGGAACGUGUCGUGAUCAUACUUUGAAGAGAGCUCGAAAUGAACAACUCUGGAUAGCCUCGACAGCGGAUGGACGUGAUGAAGUAGUUAUUCCGAUAGACGUAACAUUACCUGCACUCAUACUACCUGUUACCCGUGACCUUAUCAACGAAAAACAUGGCUAGUGGAUUUUCAGAGGAUGACUUCGUGUAUUCCAAAUAUUUAAAGUGUGUGUUAGUUUUUGGGUGUCAAGUAGUGCAAGAUGUAGUUCGUGGAAUAUAUUCCAGAAGGAGCAUGAGAACGAGAAAUGGAACGAUGCCUGUAAGGCAUUUCAAUAUGCGUGCUAAUGUUGAUCCUUAUUUUGCGGACAUGUCUCACUUCUUAGAUAGUAACUUAAUGGAGGAAAGUUUCGAUAUUAGCUUUGGCUAUAAACUUUUGACUGAAAAAAGUAUCUGUGGUGAAAUGUUUCUAACAUUCAGCGAAGAGAGCCAAAAACAAAUGAAUUACAUCGUUGGCCAGAGGAACAAAAUAUGCCAUACGUAUGGUGAAAUUUCUGAUUUUGAGGUUAAGGUAACGAAACUGAAAACCUACAUAACAGAUAUUUACAAAGAGGCUAAUCAAAAGUUAAGUAUCGAUUUUGAUAGUAAUUGUAAAGAUUUAGUAGAAAAAAUAGAUGAGACAGUGAAAGCCAAAAAAACAGACCCUUUAGGGAUAAAUUGCUUAGAUUGUUUAGAAAAGUUUAUGGAUAGUUUGAGGUUCAAAAUGCUGAACAGGGGCAAAGUUGAGCUUUUUGAGUAUUAUGAGACACUCAAAAUUCUGAGCCCAUGCACAUGGAUUGAUGAUGAAGAUGAUCGUGCAAAGAGAUUUGAUAUAGAGAAAAUAUUCACCCCUCCAAAAAUAUGGCAGCACAGGACCAAGAUAAACAUUGGUAUAAAAGACCUGCUGACAUUCAAGAAAGCAGUCCCCAAAAUCCUGUUGAUCAAAGGGUUAGCAGGUUCUGGCAAAACUUCCUUGUGUCGUUAUUUGGUUCAUUGCUGGUAUAAGAAAAUAGGAGCCAUCGAUUUACUGAAGGAUUUUGACUUGGUGAUUUUAAUAGAAAUCAGACGAUCCAGUUCGGUGACCCUGUUAGAAUACCUAUGUGAAGAACUAUUGAGUGACACUUGCUUUGAAUUUCAACCCAAAGAUGUCAUACCUUUAAUGCAAGAAAUGGAUCUUUUGUUUAUCAUUGAUGGCUAUGACGAAGAUUCAACCAAAGCAGGAGCCUUGCUGGAAGACAUCCUCAAUCAUUUCCACGAUAAACGCAUAUUGGUGACAUCAAGGUUAAGUUAUGAAAAUGAAAUUAGAGCCAUUUCAGAGGAAUUUCUGCAACCGCCACUUAUAUUAACACUGGAAGGGUUUGAGGAGUCUGAGCAGAAGGCCUUCGCUGAGAAGGUUUUCAAGGCAGAUGACUCAAAUGGUGACGGAUUUCUGAUGUAUCUCAAUGGCCGAGGAAGAGUUCUGAAUAAACAUUUAAAGCUUCCCUUGACAAUAUCCCUUCUUAUUGUUCUCUGGAUAGAAAAGCCGGAAGUUGUUAAUAAAGUAACAACAGCAACAAAUUUAUAUCAUGAAAUAUUUACCCUUUAUCAGGAAAAGCUGACAGAACGCCUGAUUACAAAUCUUAAAGGCCGACGGGGGGAAGAACUGAAAAGGAAAAUCCCAAGUCUGCUCUUAAUGUUGGGUGAUCAGGCCUGGUUUCUCCUGACACAGGGAAAUGGCUGCUGCGACCUUAGCAGUGUUUUGAGAGAGAAAUUGGAAGGAAAGUGCAAUGAAAAAGGAAUUGAUCCUACAGAAUUUUUAUCAGCUUUUCUCAUGUGUGAAAUUCAUGAUUCAAACCCUAAAAAGAAUAAUUCUGCGAAACUGGGCGGCAAGUACUGUUAUUCCUUUAUACACAGAACCCAAAUGGAGUAUCUCGCAGCAGACUUCUUGGCUGAGUCAUGUAAAAAGGAUUCUUCAACAUUGCUCAGAUUGAAUCAAGAAGUGUCCGACUGGAGAAAACACAGUGAAGUAUUGGUAUAUCUUAUUGGGAACUUGGCCAAGAAAAAUAUCUUGAAAGGCAAAGAGUCAGAAUUCCUGAAAUUAACUGAACAAACGGAGAAUGGAUCCACAGAUUUUUGCUACUGGUGGAAAAUAAUCUCUGAAAGUCGUAUAAUAGCAGAUAUUCCUGAUUCUCCAGGUAAACCUAUACUCUACAGGAAAAUUGAACAUCCAUAUGUCGCACAAACAAUAUAUGACAGACAUCUCUCAAACAAUAGUGAAUGGCAUCUAAAUAAUGAAGACGUGGCAGCUGGGUUAAGAUUAAUGAGCCUUGUUAACCCUUAUUGCCUAUCAGCUACUGCCUUAGUCAUUGAUAUACCACAUGGCAUUGACCCUGUGAAUAUUCCAGACUUUUAUGAUGCUUUAAGUGCAGUAGAAUUUCACUGGCGACAAAAGAAACAGAAGAAGAAAGUCAAAGUUGCAUUACAUUUCCAUGACCAUGACAAUUCAAGCAACACUGAGAGCACAUCUGACCGAUAUUUGUUAUUACUGAACAACUGGGCUGAAUUACAGAAUUUCAGUGGAAGCCUAAAAGAAGCCACAUCCUUUUUCAGCGAAGGUUACAUGAAGACCUUGCGAUGUUUGGUUACAACACCUGAUGUCCUGCGAUCUUUUGAAAAUCUUCCAAACUCUGUUAGGAAUUUGCGGCUAACUCUUGGAUUUCCUCCAGACUCGUGUACUCCUGAAGAUCUGAAGGAAAUAGACUUCCGUGGAGAACUGGAACUAUUUAUACCUUACAUGCAUGAUGAAUACUUGAACUGGUUAAUAAAAGUUGUCCGGAAACUUUCAAAUGGUGAUUUAAAAAAACUGCACUUGGAGCAUAGCAGCCUGACUCACAAAGCCUCAUGCAUCUAGUGAAAAGUAUGAAUGGGAUUUUGAAAACCACCCUGUAUGUCACUGAGCCGAAUUUCGACAAUGAAAAACAGAGAGCAAAGAUAGAGGAGAAGGCACGCUUUUUAAUAGACUGGAAGGAAUAAUAGUAAUUUUGCUUGUAUUUAUCAGUAUUUCAGUGAAUUUCAAUUAUGCAUACGUCCAUAAAACAUAUUAAAUUGAAAAGUGAGCGUCCUGAAACAUUGGAAAAUUAGAUGCGAACAAGACUUGAAUGGAGAAAAGGUGACAUCUGUCAGUAAAGGAAAGAGCGCAGAGUUCAACCCUUUUGUAUUGGUCUGUGAUAUUAUGUCUUAGUCCUUCAACAAAUUCUUUUCAAUGUCCAGUUUUAUGUGAACUGAACAAUUUACUGGGCAGUCAACUUUGUGAACUUAUUCCACUAUUUUUACUUAACUGGGAAACUGUCAACUGACUGUACCUACAUUUAUGUGAACUCUGGCGAGAAACGUUUUUCAACCACCAGGAUUAUCACAAGUCAAGGAAGAAAAGUGAUAAUGAUGAUUUUGAUUGUACUCAUGUUUUCUUCAAGAUUUUGAAAUAUAUUUACUUUAUUUAUAUAUAUGAACUAUCAGCCUUUGUAAACGUUAAGCUAAUUGUGUGGCGUAUUUUAAGGAGCAAUCAAAUCUAAUGGGAUUUUUUUCCAUCAGAUCAAUUUAAUCAAAUUAAACUUCAGGGUAUACGAUGAAUUGUGCACCUUUUAUGGAAAUGAUCUCCAUUUUAUAAUUGCAUCACAUGGAAGCACAGAAAAAUUUAAAUUCGGGUAAAUGGCUCAGUCACAUUGCCAAAUACCCAGCCAAAAGAGAGAGGCGUACCAUUUAAAUGUGGUGAACCUAGUUCACCUCAGGAAUGAACAUCUGUUUCUUUAUCUGGUUCUUCAUUGGCAAAAUUUUGCCCCAAAAAGGUGUUGUGUUGCUGUGCUUAACCAUUUUCAUAUUCCGCCAAUUUACAUAAAUAUUUGAGUGUCAUCUUUGGUUUGAAGGUAUUUUAAAUUUCAGAAUUUAUUUUAGUUCUGUAUUUCAUACACAUUAUGUACACACUUGUAUAUCAUAUCAAAAUGCUUUUCUGAAAACUAGACAUGACUUAUUUAGGUUAAUAAUUAUACUCUACUUUUUUUUAAUGCAUAUUUCUGUGAAAUAGUUUCGUUUUAAUGUGAUGAAUUGACACUCCUUUGGUAAUAAUGUCGGUCUGCAGUCUUGCUUAGUCCAUGAACAAGAUGGGGGUGGUGCAGAUGCUGAAUGAGACUAGGAUUGUGCAGAAAAUCGGCAGAGCGCACUUCUCUGAUCUUCAAUAGCAAUCUACCAUUAUUCUUUCAACAUUUUUAUUUUCAGGUUCACACUAACGGUCCCAGAGUAUAAUUGAUCUUCAUACUAUAUUAUUAUUAUUACACAGCUCUUUCGCAUGUACCACUGAUGCAUUUAGUGUAGUGAAAAUUUAGCAUUUUAGUAGUCAGCUUGAUAUGAAACUUGGGGCUUUUAUCAUCAAUAUUAUUGUUGUUUCUUUAUAAACAUUUGGGAGCUCUGUUGUCAUUGCGUACAAUAAUGUAUUUGUAAUAUUCAUCUGUGAACUCUAACCUUGUUUGACUUUGAAAACAUCAAAUAAAGAGUAGAGAAGUUUUGAAACUAAAACCAUGCCGCUGUUUCGGUUUCUUUAUGGUCAUAUCCUCAGCUGUAUGUUUAUGAAUGUGUGUGUAUUUUUGGGUUUAUAUUAUUAUUUAAAAAUUUUCUGCUCAACUUUAAAACUAAGAAAUGAUCUCAAGUAAAUAACUUGGAAACUUUUAAUACUGUAUACGCCUUGCUAAUGUUAGAAAUUUGGUCAAUAAAAGAAUACCGAUAGAA